AUGGCCCGACCCCUCUCAAGGCCUUUGACCGCCGUGGACACGGCGGAAAGGCAGAGGGGUCAGUUGUGGGCGGAAUAGUCCAUAUUGGGGAAAGGAGGUCGUAAUUUAGACCCAUACACAUCGAGAAGUUGGUCUGUUUUUAUGUUUUGUAUUAAAUUUAGACUUUUCGUUUCUGGCCAUUAUGAAACUUGUUGAUAACGAGGAAAAAAGAAUCCUAUGUAGAGGUGCGGGCGAAUGCGUAAUUAGGGCAAGGAAAAUCAAUUAACUUUGCGAUCCACGCGGCUUGGCUUGGCUGGUUCGACUACAGAUACUACGUAAGUACAAAACGUCCAUAAAUUCAGCUAAUCUAAAAUGGAACACACAAACAUAAGCACACACAGACACGUCAAACAAGAAUUAUAACGUUAUAACUAACCUUUUAUAUGCCAUAGACCUGGACAAACAAUUAUACGGAGGUUUCCUGUCAAACUUCACCUUCUUUGAAGUAGUUUGACUCUGGGGUUUAUCAGGGUAGUCCAAAUCUCUUCUUUUUAAUUCCAGCACGCAGGCCACGCAGAUUCAGCAACAGAUAUUGGAACACAGUCACCAGUUUGCCGAGGGACAUCAAUCCGUUGCCAUCACAGCCCCGUAUACCGCCGCCAAGGACGCGAUGGCGCCCAGGUUUCACCAACUUCGGCUCCUCUAUCCAAAGAGCGACAUCCGUCUGCUGACCAACGAUUCAUCUCAGGGCCGCGAGUUCGACAUUACCAUCUUCCCCACGAUCCGCAACGACUUCCGCGGUUUUCUAUCAAACCCCAACAGACUGACCGUUGCGUUCUCCAGAGCACAUUAUGUCUGCGUAAUUAUCACCGAUCUACAAGCGCUCCAAUCCUCGCCGUUGGAGAACAACCCAUUGCGCAAGGUCUUUGAUCUGCCGACUCCCCCAGAAGCUCAGCCCUGGAUUCCACAUGACACUGAUAUUGAAUUGAAACCAAUCUUUGACUAA
Molecule: messenger RNA, 985 nt
Organism: Bursaphelenchus xylophilus (pine wood nematode)
Lineage: Eukaryota; Metazoa; Nematoda; Chromadorea; Rhabditida; Aphelenchoididae
Source: the annotation of a GenBank genome assembly